AUGUAACAUGAAUGUUUGGAGCAAGUAUUCUAUCUUUUCUAUAAUCAACUAAGUGGAGGUAAUAGAGGAUUGUAGUUUUAGAAAUAUGAUGUAAAUAGUUGUAAUUAUUACUAUUUAGCAAUAAGAAUUGGUUUUCCAUACAAAACCAAUAAAUACCAAAAUCAAAUUCUUUAAUAUCUAUGAACCAACUUCUAGAAAUAAGGGAUUAGAGUUAAUAAAAGUGCAUUUCUAGAAUGACAUUCAUAUAGUGAUAGGUGGAGGAGAUGGUUCCAUUAUGUGGAUUGUUGGAUUAUUAUUAUAACACUAAAUUGAUCUAAAUAGAUGCAUAAUUAUACCAUUGCCAUUAGGAACAGGCAAUGACUUUGCUAAUACAUUAGGAUGGGGUACUACAGUACCAGCAGAUCUUUUUGGAAAAAAUAAUUAUAUAUUGUAGAAUUAUGUGGAAUAAUGGCUCAUUGGAGCUGAAUCCUUUUUUGAUGUUUGGGAUGUUGAUAUCACACUUAAAAAAGUAUUUAUUUCAUUUAUUUUAGGAUGGAUUCAUUAGUGAAAUCAAAAGACAUUCCAAUAGUGUAGGAGAAAUCAAAAUAUUACUUAAAGAUUCUAAAUUCCAUAAACCUAUGAUAAAUUAUUUUAGUUUAGGUGUUGAUGCUAGAAUUGGAUUUGGAUUUGAUAAAAAUAGAACUGAUAAUCAAUUUUGCAAUAAAAUUGUCUAUUGUUGGGAAGGAUUCAAGAAAAUGUUUCUAAAAACACCCAAAAUCAAUUAAUCUAUCGAAACACUUGAAUAUUUUGAUGAUCAUGAUUAAAUGUAGAGUAAAUUAUUAUUCAAAACCACAUAAAAUAUAGGAUAAAGAGAUUCUAUCACAAUCCCAGGAAAUCCAAUUAAUUUAUUAUGUUUAAAUAUUAAUUCCUAUGCAGGAGGAUUAAAAAAUAUUUGGAUGAAUGCAUAAUAUGAAAAUGGAUAUAAAAAGUAUGAUUUUCAUCCUCCUUCUUUUUCUGAUGGAGUCUUAGAAUUUUUAUCUUUUAAUUCUAUUUUAGGUAUUGGAUCUGAAAGAAUUAUACCUGGCUAAGCCACUAGAUUAAGCUAAACUAAAGGUCCUAUUUAAUUGACUUUUAGAAAAAAUGAACCUUUAAGAACUUAUUUCUAAAUUGAUGGAUAAUAUUUUUCUAUUACCAAUCCUAUAUCUGUUUCAAUAAGAUCCUGUUAAUAACUGUCUUAAGGAAAAAUUAGAGUUUUAAUCAAUAAAGAAGGGAUAGUUUAGUGA
Molecule: messenger RNA, 1262 nt
Organism: Paramecium sonneborni
Lineage: Eukaryota; Ciliophora; Oligohymenophorea; Peniculida; Parameciidae
Source: the annotation of a GenBank genome assembly